This is a messenger RNA of Ostertagia ostertagi, 2067 nucleotides long. The record is from the annotation of a GenBank genome assembly. Lineage: Eukaryota; Metazoa; Nematoda; Chromadorea; Rhabditida; Trichostrongylidae.
GACGCACGUCGUCCGUUUAGAUCCUUGUAUCAUAGACGGAAUCAAGAAAACGCUGGAAGUGGUGUUCGUCGCAGCAGAACGCCACCAAAACGAAAUGCCACUUAUACCGAAGACCAACGAGAAGGAGAUUUCAUUGUAAAGCGUUAUCGCUACGAUGUUCUUCCUUCCACUUUACCAUGCAAGUCGAGCAGUCGGGACAUGAAUAAUAACAGCUCCUGUAGCAGCGGUCCUGCUGAGUCGAACGCUACGCGUCAUCCUCCACGGAAGAAAAGUCGAUGGGAUUGUGUCGAUGGUGCUGGCACUAGAAAAGACUUCACUUCUCAUCUACGACCUGGGACCAGUGCUACCACUUCGCCAGCGCCUCCGCUGGCCCCCAGCUUUGCUGGUGUGGCCUACCCUCCGCCUCCACCUUACUCAGCUCUACCUCUCGCUGGUUCGGCGUCCUUUCCACCGAGUUAUCCACAUUUGUCAGUGGCCACAUCAAUGCCUAACCUUUCUUUUUGUGGUGAAAUUUGGCUUAAACAGUGUAUAUCUACAGAUGAAAUGGCGACAACCUCGCAACCACCCCUUCUUCCUCCGGAGUCAAGUCGUGGAAAGAGAGAAGGUCGAAGUAGGCCAAGUAAAAAGAAGAAAAAGAAAAAGAGGCGGCAUUCUUCCGAAUCGUCUUCGAGUGGGUCAAGUUCGAAUAGCUCGUUGAAUGUUGGUGAAUAUCUGCGUGUGGAGAAGAAAGAGAUGAGUACAAAGUACAUUUCACGAGAGCGUCAAGGUCUCGAAAAAACCAUUGUUGAGGAGAUCAAAACGGUCACUAAGAAGAAGAAAUAUCGCGUGACUGAGUCAAAACGAAGCGAUGUCAAGAGUUCGGGUUUGCAAAUGAUCAGCAGUGAUGAGUCUGUCGAAAACGCUGAUGGUGCUCAGGUAGAUGAAGAAAAAAACAAGAAGGGUAGUGCAACUGGGAAAGGUGCAGAAAAGGACAAAAAGUUUGAGGUACAUCGUUGGAGCAGCAGUUCAACUGAUUCCGAUGGAGAGCAGUUUCAUAAGAAAGAGAAGAAGACGGAGAGGUUAUCAGCGUCGGCAUCACUUCACGAAUCCACUACGCAACCUCCAACUUCGUUGAUAGUACCGCCACCCCCACCUCCAAGUGUAUUCAUGAGUCCUAGUUUUGUUGGCCCCCAACCACUGCCUCAAGCUGAAGUCUUACCACAACAACCUGGUCCUCCUCCACCAGUCAAUGUGCCAGUCCCUCAUCCUGCUCUACCGGUUACUCUACUGCCGACACAUUUACCUCCUCCUCCGUUCCCUAUUCCUCAUGUGAAUGCUCCUCCUCUCGUUGGUGCUCCUCCUUUCAAUCCUCUUCUUCCUCCACCGCCGCCAGGUUUUCCCCCUCCUCAACCUCACAUCUAUCCAAGGCGAGAGUUUCCGAAGGUGGCUUUGCGCUUUGUGGAAGACUCUCCACCAUGUCCACCUAAGUCAUCUGCACCCUCACAGCAAACUCUAGCCGAUCGAGUUGCAAGUAUUUUUGGCAGUGAUGUACUUCUGGGUUCAUCUAAAAGCACUCAAGGAAAAUCUGCUACACCUCAGCCUGUUGAAUCGACUAGCGCCGCUUGUGAUGACUUGGAUGACAUGGAUGUAGACGUCGGUUCUUCAAUGUCUCCACCUCCUAGACCAUCAACUUCACAGAGUCCAAUGCAACUGAGACUCAAGCGCAGAAAGAGGCAUCGAACCGAGCAGGAUAGGUCAUCUGAUAGGGAUAAGAGACGCUUCAUGAAAAAUGUGGCUAUUGUUCGUGAAGCUACUGAAAAGGUUAUCGGUGAAGAAAUUGUUGACGUAAUCAAAAAAGACUUCUACAAGAGAAUUGAAAGCGCUCAAGAGGCGUUACGUGCACAGGCUCAAAUCGUAACACAGGAGAAACCUAGUGACGUAUCUCAACUAUGUAGCCCUCUAGCAGCAAGUCUUAAUGCCACUCCUGAAAAGCUUGGCAGUUUCCCUUUCACCAUCAACAUGCCAAAAUUACCCAGCUUCAAGAGGGUAAGUCGUUUUGCAGAACCGCUAACAUUAAAGUACAGAAUU